Brassica rapa (field mustard) is the source of this 755-nucleotide messenger RNA. RefSeq lists its product as uncharacterized. Lineage: Eukaryota; Viridiplantae; Streptophyta; Magnoliopsida; Brassicales; Brassicaceae. The record is from RefSeq and is a predicted model, not a curated record.
CGUCCCCAAAGAUAGAACGAGAACAAGUUUCAUCUACUUCCUUCAAAUUUUCAGAUUCUUCUCGAUCGAUUGUCCGGGAAAAUAGCAGUUUUCUCGGUGAAUUUUGUUAUCAUGAACUGCGUCUAUACGUUCAAGUUCGUACCAUCCGGUAUUUUACUACCAAGUGCACAAUCAAACCUUCACAUUUCGAGCUCGAAUGCCUCGAUUACGCAGAGAUGGCGUAGUUUCGCUUCUUUCUCUUCUUCUUCUUCUUCUUCCCCAAUUCGAAGGAAGACCCUAACCCUAGUAUCUGCGAAAUCUUCGGAAGCGGAGGAGGUAUCGGAUACGGAGGACGAGUGGCUGAAGAAGCUACCGGAGAAGAACAAGCCACUGUAUUCGCAUAGCUUGCCGUGCAUCGAGGCGUGGCUGAGGAAGUUAGGGUUUUACCAGAGCAAAGACGAUAGAGCUGUUUGGUUGAUUCAGAAACCUGAUUGGCACGCUCAGUUAUCUCUUGACGUCACAGAUCUCUGCAUAAGGUACUUGAAAAGCGGGCCGGGGAAUCUAGAGAGAGACAUGGAAAGAAGGUUUAGCUAUGCAUUGAGCAGAGAAGAUACUGAGAACGCCAUACUCGGAGGACCUUGACGAAUAAAGAGUUUGUUGAACAUCUUUCUUCUUAAAACUUAUACUUAUGUUACUCCAUUAGUUUUCCAUUGUAUGAUGAUGAAUUUGCUUCUUUGAUAAAUAAAAGAAAUAAAAUUAAAACUUUUUUUUAUUCA